AUGGAAUUCUAUGCUGAUGACGACGUCCCUCGUUCUCCCGGGCUGGAGACAUCCAAAAUCGACUAUAAGCCCAAGGAGUCACCACCUCCAUUUGCCGUCGUCGACAAGGGCUCUGAUAGCGAUCCUGCCAAAAAGUCUGCAGACGAGGGAACAUCUCAGGACUGUUCCCGUAAGCGCCAGAUACCCUCCAAGCCCAGCACAACAGAGGGUAAUUCGGUGCUGAUCAACCAUUUAGACCCGAGCCGACCUGACAUUGCUGAUUUCGAAAGGAAUCACCCCCUCAGUGAGGAUCUUCUGCGCGAUGACUUGGACCCGCCAAAGAAACACAGAUUAAGGAGACCGGACCCGCCGUUGGCUGCGGACGAGUCUCCCAAGCAACCGUCCGAUUUGGGCGAGAAGGCCAAAACUGCUCUUUCACUGCUCUUUGAUGAGUCCCCCAAGCCUGAACCCAAGGCUCUAGGUCGGAGUUUGAUCUUCGGGGAGGCCACGGACAGUCGUCCGAAAAAUGAUUUGAUCCCAAAACUCCUCUCGUCUGAGGAUCAUGAUCCCCUCAAACGAGCCCCGGAGGCGAACUCGAACAUCAGCCAGUUUUUCAAACCGGCGUCGGAGGUUCAGGCACAGAAUCUAUUGCCAGCUUUGGCUCCUGAUUCACCGGAGAAUUCCCAUACAUUGCCGUCCCUUCAAACAGCGCUGGGGCUGCCCAGCGUGUCAAAGGAUCCGGGACGUCCUACCGGAUCGUCCCCGUAUUCUCUUCCACCGGUUACAGCUACAUCACCGCCUGGUCUCAGAAGUGAACCGAUCUGGGAGCAACAACGUCCGGGACCUCUCGCCGCCCAAGUUCCUCCCAGUCCGUAUUCGCAUUGGUCACCUGCGAGUACAACUGCCAGGGAUAUAUCGGCCGUGUCUUCACCCGCGUCACAGAACUCUCAUUGGCGGUCUGUCAAAUCCGACAUAUCCUACCUUACUUCCCCGUAUGACGUUCCGCCCUCGGCGGCCAAGAGUCCGGCGACGAGUUAUCCAACACCUACAGAUCAAACCCCUGCCAGCACCUGCGAUAGAACACCAUACAGCGCUCAUACACAGUCCAACGGCGCUCUCGUCCCGACCGGUGCUUUCAAGUGUGGCUGGCCAGGGUGUACUGCUCCCCCUUUCCAAACGCAGUACUUGUUAAACUCCCAUGCAAAUGUCCAUUCACAAGAACGGCCUCAUUUCUGUGCAAUUGAAGGGUGCGCUCGAGGACCGGGUGGAAAAGGAUUCAAGCGCAAAAAUGAGAUGAUACGGCAUGGUCUCGUUCACAACUCACCGGGUUACGUUUGUCCCUUUUGUCCGGAUCAGCAACAUAAAUAUCCACGACCCGACAAUCUCCAACGACAUGUGCGAGUCCACCACGUCGAUAAAAGCAAGGAUGACCCGGCACUUCGUCAAGUGCUUUCUCAGAGACCCGAGGGUAGUGUACGCGGUCGACGUCGCCGACAAAGCGUUCAAUAG
Molecule: messenger RNA, 1488 nt
Organism: Aspergillus steynii IBT 23096
Lineage: Eukaryota; Fungi; Ascomycota; Eurotiomycetes; Eurotiales; Aspergillaceae
Exons: 3
Coding region: 1-1488 (495 amino acids)
Biological process (GO): regulation of transcription by RNA polymerase II
Cellular component (GO): nucleus
Source: RefSeq, a predicted model, not a curated record